Messenger RNA from Fonsecaea pedrosoi CBS 271.37, 876 nucleotides. RefSeq lists its product as uncharacterized. The transcript has 2 exons. Lineage: Eukaryota; Fungi; Ascomycota; Eurotiomycetes; Chaetothyriales; Herpotrichiellaceae. Gene Ontology annotation, biological process: protein phosphorylation. The record is from RefSeq and is a predicted model, not a curated record. Gene Ontology annotation, molecular function: protein kinase activity; ATP binding. Bases 1 to 876 code for a protein of 291 amino acids.
AUGGAAACAGACAACUCCCCAUGCCCAGAUAAAGACCCUCAACCGCAAUCUUCGUCAAAUCCCCACAACUUUGAGUCUCUCCUUCUCGAGCGCUUCAACCAGAAGGACAGGAAAAUCCGCUUCUUGAGCUACGCGGGCGGAGGAGGCGCCGGCCACGUGUUUAAAGUACGUAUUGCUGACAAGCAAUAUGUCUUGAAGAUUUUCAAGUUCGACCAUCCAGAGUUGAACGUCUCCCGACUCCGGGGAACGAACCGAAGAUACCUCCUCGACCCUUUCUUCAUCGAAUGCCGCGCAAACGGCUCGCUGAUCCAACAAGGCCUCAACGGCCAGAUCACUCCAUUCUGCUACGGUUGGGUAAAGAUCCCAGCGAGAGCAGAAAUCUAUUUAUCUCGGAAGUUUGAAAUCCAUCCUUUAACGUGGAACAGACCUCCUUCAGCGGCCGACCAAGAUAUGCCAGGUAUUCUGUUUGAGUGGAUCGAUGGGCACCCACUCUGGCGGGUCCGACUAAGUCGAGAUAUUGCAGAUCAAAUACGCGCAAAGCUCAAGGCCUUGCAUAGCGCCCGAGUCGCGCACGGGGACCUCCGCGCAUCGAAUAUCUUGGUUCAGACUCUAGAGUCUAAAGUCUACCUCAUCGACUUGAGCGCGUCAAUCACACAUCCACACAUUCGAUUCUCCCUGGAGAAAAUGCAAGAGAACCAGCGAGAUGAAGCGCAGGGCCUGGAAACUGGACUAGCUCUACUUUCCCAGAUUCCUGUCAACAAAAAUCUCAGCGUUGCGAACUUGUCUUCUUCAGACGAAGUGUCUCUGGAAAGGCUCUUCGCUGAAUCAGAGUAUAUCAAACAUCUCUGGGUCCCGCCGCAACCAACUUGCUGGUAA